Oncorhynchus gorbuscha (pink salmon) is the source of this 2790-nucleotide messenger RNA. Its product is annotated as CUE domain-containing protein 1-like. The record is from RefSeq and is a predicted model, not a curated record. NCBI's taxonomy places the organism in Eukaryota, Metazoa, Chordata, Actinopteri, Salmoniformes, Salmonidae. Gene Ontology annotation, molecular function: ubiquitin binding. The transcript has 11 exons. The coding region runs from base 706 to 1965 and encodes 419 amino acids.
CCCGUAUCGGUAAGCAGCUCCAGCUAUGCAGCCUACACGAGGACAAAGAGCUGUGGUGGAUUGUGGUGCUAAAUAUAGCUGGGUGCUAGGUACAGAUUAGUGUUGAAUAGUGAAAAGUGAGGGAUCAGUGUGUGGGGAAUAUCAUUCAGCCAGCUCGGCAAUGAUUGAUUUGACAACGUGGGCUCUCCCCCAGACAGCUCACUGGCUUCAAUUGAUGUCUGCCUGCAGGAUGUUUGAUAAGACCUAUCCUCUCCUAGAGAGGUAUCUGGAAGAAGAGCAUAACGAGUGAUUCUACUUUGUGGAUUGGUUGCUGUGCUGAAGGGAUGUGUGGGCUGGAAGUCCUAGGGCACUGCUAGCCCACCUCUGAUCAGAGAGAACGCAGCACUGUGUCCUCAACACACUGCCUGCCUGCCUGCCUGGGGAGACCAGCCACCACAUCCUCACAGCAUUGGAUGCAGCUGGCUCAAAAACAGAGGAAGAAGUGUGACCGGCUGUCUGUGGUGUUGUGAUGAUGAGGGGAUAACGGGGCCGAGCGCUGAGGGCCCUGAGGUGGACUGGCACAGUUGAAGCAGCAGGCCAGGGUUAAGCCAGGGGAGGGGAGGCAGGCGGUGGGUGCCCACCGUCCAAGGACUAGGAGCCACCAUUUCUCGGGUGGUAUUGCCGGCGCGGAGGAGGGGCGCCGUACGGAGGUUGGAGGCUCUCUGGAUGAUGACCAGCCUGUUCCGCCGCCACAGCAACAGCAGUGGUAACCAUGGUGAUGUGGCGCCGCACGAGGAAAGCCCUGCUCCAGGCGAACUCAACAACAGUCGUCCCGGUGGGAGUGGGCGCACGGUGCGGCGUCUGGAGUUCAACCAGGCCAUGGAGGACUUCAGGACCAUGUUCCCCAGCAUGGAACAGGAGGUGAUAGAGUGUGUUCUGCGGGCCAAUCACGGAGCCGUGGACUGCACCAUCGACCAGCUGCUCCAGAUGAGCCUAGACGGACACGGCUCUAACGACAGCUCUGACUCAGAGGACAGCCUUCCUCCUGAGAUCCUGGAGAGGACGUUGGAGCCGGACAGCUCUGACGAGGAGCCCCUGCCGGUCUACUCCCCGCCCUCCUAUGACAUGCACAUCUACGACAGGAAGUACCCAGACGAGGUCCUGCCCACAGCCUCACCACCUCCCAGCUUUGAUGCCAGUCAAACUCCUCCCUGCCAGCCCCCUUCUUGUCCACCCCCCCCUGCCAGUCAAUGGCAGGUUGGCAGUUACAGGAACUGGAACCCACCGUUACUAGGCAACCUCCCUGAUGACUUCCUGCGGAUCCUGCCUCAGCAGCUGGAUAGUCUGCCAUGCUCAUACACCAGCCUAAUGCAGAGUAGUCUGACCCAGCCCUCGUCCUCCUCAUCCCUGUCGUCCAUGACGCAGCAGGUUCAGCCAGGGGCGGGGGCCAGGGCAGGCCAGGUUGGCAUGGAGACGGAGCAGGAGAGGAUGCUGAAGCAGUACUUGGGAGAUGAGCGCAUCGCACUCUUCCUGCAGAACGAGGAGUUUAUGAGGGAGUUGCAGCGCAACCGCGAGUUCCUCAUCGCCCUUGAGAGAGAUCGGCUGCAGUAUGAGUCAAAGACAUCCAAGUCCCAUCAUUCAACAGCUUUCAUGGGGAUGUCCACUCCAGGAGAUAAUUGUGCCUCAGGCUCUGGGGAGGCCUGCACCAAUGUUACAGACGAUGCCUUGUUCCGUGACAAACUCAAGCACAUGGGCAAAUCUACACGGAAGAAGCUUUUUGAAGUCGCUAGAGCUUUCUCUGAAAAGACCAGAAGAAGAAAAACGAAAAGGAGAGCCCUCUUGAAACACCAUUCACUGGGUAAUGCUGCCUCCACUGCCAACCUCUUGGAUGACGAAGAUGCCGGACACCUGAGUGAGAAGGACAACCAACUUAAGAGACCAGGCCCUCAGGAAGAGGAGGUGCCCCAGCAGGAAGUGUUGUCAUGAUUUCUCAUAUUGUUUCUCCUGUGACAAUGGAAGAACAACAUGGUUCACACUACACUUCUGGACCUGAACCAGACCGUCCGAAGUCCCAUGGAAUAUUGUUGCCUUUAGAUGCUCUUCAGGACUGGGAAUUUUUAAGUCGUAAGUCCAACAUGACUGAUUUGGAAGUCAGAGCAAUUCUUCAACCAAUGACAUUUUAGCUAGCAAAAUGAGCUAAUAUUGCUAAUGAUAAAGUUAGCUAGCUUGCUUAGCUAUUAUCCACAUUGAUAAGUUUGACGGCAUCAAAGGUGAGAGGUCAGUGAUGAAACGUCACAACUCUUAAAUUGAGUAUCAUCUCCAUCUCCGACUUUCCCUCUACGAAUUCCAAAUUGGGAGGGUCGUUCAAGUGCUUAUUUCCCAGUCGAAACACUGUAUUUCCCAAUUCCGAGUAGCAUUUGAAGGCAGUCUUUUGAUUUCUUGUUUCAGAAAUCAACAAACUAGCUAGUUAGAUGCUUUUUUGUAUGAUUUAAAUGACAUUUUAAUAUAAAAUAUAUAUUGUUAUUGAUGGUGAAUAUGAAUAAUGUUAUGAUUUUAUUUUAAUGUAUUACUCAUUUUGAAUUAUUCCUGAUAAUUUCUGGGUGAUACAGUGAAAGCUGGAGUUGUAAUUCCGAUACGACUCAGGAGUCUAGUGCAUUUUACUUGCAUAUGAAUGGAUUUGAACAUAUUUAUACUGAACAAAAAUAUAAACGCAACAAUUUCAGAGAUUUUGCUGAGUUACAUUUCAUAUCAGGAAAUCAGUCAGUUGAAGUAAAUAAAUUAGGCCCAAAUCUAUGGAUUUCACAUGGGCAG